Messenger RNA from Peronospora matthiolae, 369 nucleotides. The record is from the annotation of a GenBank genome assembly. NCBI's taxonomy places the organism in Eukaryota, Oomycota, Peronosporomycetes, Peronosporales, Peronosporaceae.
AUGGAGGUGGAGGAGGAGGAAAGACGCUCUCCACACGAUCAUGUGGAUCGGUGUGUUCCCGAGAGCUUCUUUGAUCGCGUAACGCAAGGGUUACGCGACGAUCUCGAGCAUGAGCGGAAUAGGCGUCUCCAGAUGGUGGACACUGCCUCGAAGCAUCGAGCUGAGUUUGCCUUUGCUCAGCUUGAGAACGAGAGAUCUCUGACAUCUCUUCGUGACGAGCUAAGGGUAGCUCGUGGGAUUGUUGAUCGGUCUCGGGCUGAGAUAACUGCUCUUCAGACCCUUGUUGAUGCCCACCAUCAGGAGCACAAGGCUCUCUGCGAGAUGCUUGAGCGCAAGGGCGUUCUUCUAUCGGAAGAAGCAGCGUACUGA